Messenger RNA from Mus caroli (Ryukyu mouse), 1332 nucleotides. RefSeq names its product mitochondrial ribosomal protein S23 (gene Mrps23). NCBI's taxonomy places the organism in Eukaryota, Metazoa, Chordata, Mammalia, Rodentia, Muridae. Gene Ontology annotation, cellular component: ribosome; mitochondrion. Gene Ontology annotation, biological process: translation. Gene Ontology annotation, molecular function: structural constituent of ribosome. The record is from RefSeq and is a predicted model, not a curated record.
UUGGCUUGCUUGCUGCCGCUUCCGCUUCCGGUAACAGCCCGAGGCUUUCUAGCCCAAGUGGCCAUGGCGGGGAGCCGGCUGGAGACUGUGGGGAACGUGUUCUCCCGGACGAGGGAUCUGAUGCGGGCCGGGGUGUUGAAAGAGAAGCCACUGUGGUAUGACAUAUAUAAGGCCUUUCCACCCCUGAGAGAGCCUGUCUUCCAAAGGCCCCGCUUGCGGUAUGGCAAAGCCAAAGCUGACAUCCAGGACAUCUUUUACCAGGAGGAUCAGAUUCGAGCGAAAUUCUUUGCAACCUAUGGAUCUGGUCAGAAAGCUUUUGAUCUCCUCAACCCAAACUUCAAGUCUACCUGUCAGCGGUUUGUGGAGAAGUACACUGAGCUUCAGAAUCUUGGAGAAACAGACGAAGAGAAGUUAUUUGUAGAAACGGGGAAGGCUCUGUUGGCAGAAGGCAUCAUUUUAAGAAGAGUUCGAGAAGCAAGGACUGUCAGCGUGAGACUUCAAGCUUCAUCAGAAGGACGUGAGCCUCAGGAAGACGAUGACCUGAAGCAGCGGGGGCAGGUGAAGCAGGAGCCAGAAACAGCCCCGUCCCCUCCCUGAGGCCCUUCAGCGCAUGAGCACGCCCAUCACCGCUGGCCCAAGCCGAUGGACUCUGAUGGCCUCCAUCUCUCAGGCACGUGUGCCUUCUCUUAGUCCCUGUUUUCGGGAUGUUAUGAAUCUCAGUACUGUGGUUUGAAACCACCAGCUUUGUGAACUUUUAUUUCAAGACAUGGUUAAAUAAAGGGUUCUCCAAGGCUUACAAAGUAAAUUGACUUUGAAACUGUAAAUAACACCAGGAAGCCUUUAAAGGUGCCUUGUGCUGGCCUUGGGCUGCCCGCACCUGAACUCUCUGGCCUUCUCGUCUGGAUCCCUCAGAAUCCUACUUGGCCACAUGGUCUGGUCCCUCCACCAAGUGUCUGUGGGUGGUGUUUGUACUUUUUUUCUGUAGAGCUAUUGACUGCAUCUUGACAGGCACAGCCAACUCCUGCUGCAGUAAGACCGAGUGCCUGUUUGAUGUGGACGAAGAUCACACCCAGUCCUUGGAUGUCACGGGUUGGGUUCAUUGUGCUUGAGAUGAUCAGCAUGGGCUCACAGUUCAGAGGCUGCCUAGAAAUUGUUUGGUGACUGAAUAAAUGACCACACCUAGCUAAAGACUGACAUUUUCCUAGUCACUGGAUUUCCAAGAUGGCAGGGGUAGGGGGCUGAUUCAGGUGGUCUUCCCCACAAACAUCCUGCCGCCCUGGUACUGCUUCCUUGUGUUGUGUUAGACUGAAUAAAUGCGAUGUCCUGUUGUGA